GCAAGAUACAACGGGGAGAAAAGAGUCUUUUCGAACAGGGAGUGGGGGGUACCGGCUUCGCGUCUGCGACGAUGUGUGGAUUUACCUUUCAAGACAACUUGGAAGUGAUGCUUGUCUCUAGUCCAGGCGGUGACCAAUCCAAGUACAACGAUGUGUUCCUCGCGUGUUUUCAGGACCGUAUUGGCUUUGCUGUUGUUUGGGAGGCGUACUUUGGGCCGUCUUGGAUUCUUGUUUGGCUUCGUGGGGUAUUGCUGGCAGUAUUGAGAGGAGCCGUUCCCCUCGUCCUCACGGGUGCGCCAGAUAUUUCGGGAAAGAAGGUUCCGGGUAAUCUUGGGUUUGCACAGCGGGGCGAGGUUUCCCUCCUGGUCGCUCUCGGAAUCCAAAUCAAGCACGUCGAUAUUGACGAAUUCAUUGCCAACCGACGUCCAAAUCACGUCUUUGGACAACAAAAACAAUGGCCAAGGUUGCAGGAGGUUUCAACCAAUCCUCCCGCAAGGAAGGAUUUUUUAUACAAACUAGAGAGAGAGGCCCCUUCGCAAAUAAUCUCGCAACUUCUUGAUUUGCAUCCCAACCUUUCAUUACGCGACGACCAAGGCUUCACUGUCCUGCAUCAUGCAGCCUUGUCCAGCAACUCUAGUGCAGUAGACCUCUUGAUCAAUAUCCCUGAGUGCAACGUCAACAAGAAGGACUUUGAAGGGCAUUCCCCCCUUAGCUUUGCACUUCUCCAAGGCCACACCGACAUCAUUCAGUCGCUUCGUGACAAACAGGCGGUUUUGACAGGAUACGAAGUAGCGGUCCUCGCACGUGCCGGCGUAGCACUGUAGCUAGGCUCGUGGAGAAAGGAAAAGAUGGGGAGCUCCGAGGGAAGGGUCUGAUCAAUUAUAAAAACACACUGACUGU
This is a messenger RNA of Pseudo-nitzschia multistriata, 900 nucleotides long. The record is from the annotation of a GenBank genome assembly. NCBI's taxonomy places the organism in Eukaryota, Bacillariophyta, Bacillariophyceae, Bacillariales, Bacillariaceae.